UGGUAUCAAAUUUGGUCAACAAAUAUUGGAUCAGGCCAUCUAGCACUAACUCGAACGUCAGACUCACAACGUGGUCGAGUCUCGACCGUGUCCCAACCGUGGUCCAGCCGUGGCCCAACCUCCCGUCCGUAUUCCCGGUGUGGUGGAAAUUAGUGGUAGGCCCACGACAAAGAUUGGAGAAGCAUGGCCUUGCCCGAUAAGAUUCUCAAGCGCAAGCUCCAGAAGAAGGAGAAGCAGAAGCUCAAAGUACUGAAGCAGCGGGAAGCCCAGCCCGCAGUCCAGCCCGUAGCCCAGUUGGCAGUUUCGACCGUCAAUGAAGACGAUUCGGAUUCGGAGAUGGAAGAGCUGGACCCGCAGGGAGCGGCCGUGGUCAAUGGCGGUCCCAAGCGUCAACACCCGACGGCCGAACCGCCCGCUUCACCCCUGAAAAAGAAGUCGAAAAAAGAUCAGAAGGCGACAACGAAUGGCCAGCCAACUUCAGUCCACGCUAAACUAGCUGACUCGGCCGAGACCGCUCCGCCCCUCGAGACCCCGGAUGAAGCCCCCGACCAUGAGAAAUUGCCCGGAACCAAGCUCGGUAUCUUGUCCGACACGUCGUUCGCUUCUUUGACUGAUCACGUAUCAGAAGCCACCUUGAAAGGUGUGGAGGAAAUGGGUUUCACUCACAUGACGGCCAUUCAAGCCAAGACCAUUCCUCAUCUCCUGGAAGGCCGAGACUUGGUCGGAGCGGCCAAAACUGGAUCUGGCAAGACGCUCUCUUUCCUCAUUCCCGCCGUGGAGCUCAUUAACAAGCUCAAGUUCAUGCCUCGGAAUGGCACCGGUGUCGUCAUCAUUUCACCCACCCGUGAGUUGUCCAUGCAGACCUUUGGCGUGCUCCGCGAAUUGCUCAAGCACCAUUACCACACCUAUGGGUUGAUCAUGGGCGGAGCCAACCGCAAUGCUGAGGCCCAGAAACUCGAGAAGGGGAUUAAUAUCUUGGUGGCCACCCCUGGACGGUUAUUGGAUCACUUGCAGAACACCAAGAAUUUUAUGGUAAAGAACCUCCAAUGUCUGAUCAUUGACGAAGCGGAUCGAAUCCUGGAUGUCGGAUUCGAGGAGGAGAUGAAGAAGAUCAUUCGCUUGUUACCGAAAAAGCGCCAGACCAUGCUGUUCAGUGCUACCACCACCAAGAAGACCGAGGACUUGAUAAAGGUGGCCUUGAAGAAAGAGCCCAUUUACAUUGGGUUGGAGGAUCGCGCGGCCGAUGGAGCGGCCACUGUUAUGGGACUGGAGCAAGGAUACGUGAUCUGUCCUUCAGAGAAACGGCUUCUUUUGUUGUUCACCUUCUUGAAGAAGAAUCGCAAGAAGAAGGUCAUGGUGUUCUUUUCAUCUUGCAUGUCGGUGAAAUACCACAACGAGCUAUUCAAUUACAUUGACUUGCCCGUCAUGUGCAUUCACGGCAAGCAAAAACAAACCAAACGAACCACAACCUUUUUCCAGUUCUGCAAUGCAGACACCGGGAUUCUUUUGUGCACAGACGUGGCUGCCAGAGGUUUGGAUAUCCCCGAUGUAGAUUGGAUUGUCCAAUUUGACCCUCCAGAUGACCCCAAGGAAUAUAUCCAUCGUGUAGGACGUACCGCUCGAGGUGAGGGUGGAAAGGGCCACGCGUUAUUGAUUCUUCGACCGGAAGAAUUGGGGUUCCUUCGAUAUCUGAAGCAAGCCAAUGUACCCCUGAACGAGUUCGAGUUCAGUUGGAGCAAAGUGUCCAAUAUCCAACCCCAGUUGGAGAAGCUCGUGGCCAAGAACUAUUUCUUGAACUUGAGCGCCAAGGAGGCAUUUAAGGCCUAUGUUCGGGCCUACGAAUCCCAUUCGCUGAAGCAGAUCUUUGACGUACACACUCUGGACUUGAAGGCCGUGGGUAACUCCUUUGGUUUCGUGACUCCACCCCACAUCGAUUUGGGAUUGUCAUUGGCGAAUAGGAAUCGGGCCCGGAAAUCCGAAGGCCGUGGAGGUCAUGGGGGUGGAAAGAAAGAUCACAAGACCAAGAUCUUCCGACAGGGAAUGCCCAAUAAGAAGUUUGUGAGGUGAUCCACACAUUUUCAUAAUAACGUUAAUAAAUUGCUUAUGUUUUUGACAACGA
Messenger RNA from Tigriopus californicus, 2119 nucleotides. It is a transcript of the gene pit, whose product is annotated as ATP-dependent RNA helicase DDX18-like. Lineage: Eukaryota; Metazoa; Arthropoda; Copepoda; Harpacticoida; Harpacticidae. The transcript is spliced from 7 exons. Gene Ontology annotation, cellular component: nucleolus. Bases 184 to 2067 code for a protein of 627 amino acids. The record is from RefSeq and is a predicted model, not a curated record. Gene Ontology annotation, molecular function: ATP binding; nucleic acid binding; RNA helicase activity. Gene Ontology annotation, biological process: maturation of LSU-rRNA from tricistronic rRNA transcript (SSU-rRNA, 5.8S rRNA, LSU-rRNA).